AUGACAGUGGCACUAUUGUUGUCAGUUUUUUAUCCAGACUGCUCGAAUGAGCGUCUGGACGUAUCACAGAGCAUGGAUGACCACAACCUUAAAUUUACUGACUGGAAGGUCCAUGGUUCGAACCGACCUGUCUCUCGACUCCCUUUGUCUAGGCUUGGGAAACCUGGAAGUGUUUCAGCCCUCAUGCUUCCUUCGGGUGGUAUGACAGCUUGGCACCGAGUGUUACAGUCCCACCAAUUGGAAAAUAUCUUGAACGCAUUACCCUCCACGAUCCUCCGUGUCACAUCGCGCCGCAUAAUCUCCUUGAGCUCAUCAAUGAACAGGGUGAAAACAUCCAAAGCAAUCAUGUUGAGCUCAACGGUAUCCAAGGGCUUCUGCGCGACCUUAGAUCCGGGGGCCCCGGAUGUGGAUGGGGAGGGCGAAUGGCGUGGAAGGGAAAAUGCACGUGAGGGAUCAAGGAUGGACAUAUCUGUUAAAGAUUCCGGUGUUGGAAGUAGUGUCCGGCGAUUGAUCAAGGCCUGUGGACGGUCGGAAAGGGGGAUCAGCUUGACCCCGGUUGUAACGAGACUGUUGGCGUCAAUUGUGCUUCGUCGCCUUACGGUGGCUCGGGAGACACUGACUCGAGAGCCACUUGCGAUCCAGGGAAAAAGGCUGGAAGUUGUGGAGCGUUUCAUGUAUCUUGGAAGUUGUAUUAAUUCUGACUGUAGUGUGACAGAUGAGGUGAAUGCACGAAUCUGCAAGGCUCGGGCCGCGUUUGCAAACUUGAGACACCUAUGGCGUCAGAAUCGUUUAUCCCUAAAUCUGAAGGGACGUGUGUAUCAGACUACAGUACGGGCUGUCUUGUUGUACAGCUGUGAGACUUGGCCUAUUCGAGCAGCGGAACUGAGACGUCUUCAGGUGUUCGACAAUCGUUGUCUCAGAACAACAGUUCGUGUGAAUUGGUGUCGUUGUGUAACGGGUACUUCCAUUGAAGAAUGUGUCCAGCACCAGAAGCUGCGUUGGUUGGUUACGGAUGUUGGUGUUACGGAUGCAGAACCAUCGUUUGCCGAAGAGAUUGCUGUGUUCCAUGCCCAAUUCAGAGUGGCGUAA
Messenger RNA from Opisthorchis viverrini, 1089 nucleotides. RefSeq lists its product as hypothetical. The coding region runs from base 1 to 1089 and encodes 362 amino acids. The transcript has 5 exons. NCBI's taxonomy places the organism in Eukaryota, Metazoa, Platyhelminthes, Trematoda, Opisthorchiida, Opisthorchiidae. The record is from RefSeq and is a predicted model, not a curated record.